CCGCAAAUAGAUCGAUCCCCGCCGCCCGACCUUGAGCAUGCGCGUCGACGACGAUGCCGACGACAGUAGUAGUAGUAGGACCAGCAACCCCGAGGACAUGGCUAUUUGCAAUCGGCUCAUGAACCUGCGCAACGUCGAAGCCAUGCAUGCCAUGGAAGACGAAGUGCUCCGUCUGACUCGAAAGCUGCGCGACAUCGAAGCGCGGGACAAAGCUCAGCAGUCGACGGAUUCACACUUGUCGUUUGUACUGCAGCGGAACCAAGAGCUCGAGCGCAUCAUCGUGUCGUCGUUUCAAGAAACAGAGUCGUUGAGACAGGAUCUAGCGCGGCUGCAGAGGAAACUCGACGUGGUCAAUACUAAACGAUUGGCCACCGACGAAAUAAAUCAGUUGCUGGCCGAGGAUAUCCUAGCACAAGCUUUAGCCAGACACGCGGCGCAAGGUAGCUGGCUCGCGCGUUGCGAGGUAUUGCAACAACAGUGCCGGGCUAUCUCGCAAGACUUGGAGAUGCGCACAACAGAGCUUGCAGCUCAAGUGCAGCAAAACCAGACCCAAAUACAGACUGUGGACCGGUUGCAAGAAAUGUUGUAUCGCAUGGAAGGCCGAGAACUCGACUUGACGACAUUGUUAGCGCGAUCGGAGUUCAAACUCAGUCAACUGCAGAAAGAAACCGAACAAAGUGCCCACGCCUUGCUGACCACGUUAGAAACCACGCUGGAAAUCAAACAACAAACGCUAAAAGUCGAAGAGGUGGCCCCAGAUGCCUCUAGACCGUGCGUUGGAUGUGGCGACUGGCAAACUGCCAAAGGCAAGCACAGGCGGCAGCUCGAUACGUUGGCACGACAACGAGAUAAACUCGCCAAGGACCUACUAGACGAACGGGAAGCGGGGAAUUUUGCACGAAAUAGCGUCGCAGCGAAAGGCGAGGAAGUUAGGACCCUUAGAACUCAAUUGGCGGUCGCUACGCAACAACUCGACAAGAUGCGCCAAUACAUAAAAGAAGCUGAAAACAGCACCUCGUUUGAACGCUACGUGAACCUCAAGACGGAAAACUACGUUCUCAUCCAACAACUGGAACAAGCUAACACGGCAACCCCCUCCCGGGACCACGACCCCGUAGCGGACGGGUCGAAACGGCGACUCACCAAGCCCAAGAACGUCGUCAUGCCAUUGAUCGGGUCGUCCAGCAACAAUGCACAACGCCCUGGGUCGUGGUUUCGACUGAAUUGCUAGCUGUUGGUUGUCCGCCCUUGUAAAUAUAACAUCCAAGACACAAUCGUUU
Aphanomyces astaci is the source of this 1280-nucleotide messenger RNA. RefSeq lists its product as hypothetical. The record is from RefSeq and is a predicted model, not a curated record. NCBI's taxonomy places the organism in Eukaryota, Oomycota, Saprolegniomycetes, Saprolegniales, Verrucalvaceae. The transcript has 8 exons. The coding region runs from base 38 to 1231 and encodes 397 amino acids.